Molecule: messenger RNA, 1640 nt
Organism: Selaginella moellendorffii
Lineage: Eukaryota; Viridiplantae; Streptophyta; Lycopodiopsida; Selaginellales; Selaginellaceae
Product: linamarin synthase 1
Exons: 2
Coding region: 137-1585 (482 amino acids)
Molecular function (GO): UDP-glycosyltransferase activity
Source: RefSeq, a predicted model, not a curated record
UUGAUGUCAAACCAUCCACGCAACUUUGCCUAGCAACAAAACUGCGCAACUUAGCAAGCGCAAACAGACCCAGAAAAGAGUCGCAACGAGGAAGAGAGAUCCAGAGAUGAAGCAAGCCCUGGUAAAGUAAAAGAAAAUGGUAGCAAUGAGGAAGAACAAGGGCCAUGUCGUCGCAGUACCUUUCCCGGCCCAAGGCCAUAUGUCGCCAAUGCUCCAUCUUUGCAAGCGCAUCGCGGCCGAUGGCUACCGCGUCUCGUUCGUCAAUCCCAGCAGCAUACACGAGCAGAUGGUCCGCCACUGGAAGCCAUCGCCAGGCCUGGACAUCCACCUGGAUCAGCUCCCAUUCUCAGUCCACAUCCCCCACGGCAUGGACACUUACGCAGCGCUCAACUUGAGCUGGUUCUUCGACGAGCUCCCCACCAUGUCCGCCUCGCUCGCCGAGCUCCUCCACAGAUUCUCGGACGAGGGAGCUCCGGCUUGCUGCAUCAUCUCGGAUAUCUUCCUGCCGUGGACUCAGGACGUCGCCAACGAAGCUGGAAUCCCGCGAGUUGUCCUCUGGGCGUCUGGUGCGACGUGGUCGGUGUUCGAGACCUAUGCAAAGGAGCUGUCAGAGAGAGGUCACUUGCCAUUGAAAGACUCGGAUGUUUUCGAUGAUAGCUGCACCAUCGACUAUCUUCCGGGAGUCACUCCGCUUCCAGCAUCCGCCAUCCCGUUUUACAUGAGAAUCACCGAAAAACGCUGGGUGGAGCUCAUACUAGAGAGGUGUGAAAGCAUCUGGCGUCGAGAAACUCCGUGGAUACUUGUCAACUCUUUCUACGAGCUGGAGCAGAUCACUUUCGACUCGAUGGUUAAGGAGUUUGGCGAGAACUACGUCCCGAUCGGCCCACUGUUCUUGCGUGACGGUCGUGACGGUGAGUCGGCAGGGCCCGAAAAUGUCUUGCUGCGCGACCAGAGUAUGGAAUCGCUGGAGUGGCUCGACCAGCAGAAGGAAUCGUCGGUGCUCUACAUAUCCUUCGGUAGCAUCGCCGCUCUUAGCAAGGAACAGUUUGAAGAACUGUCUGGAGCUCUUGAGGACUUGCAGCAGCCGUUCCUGUGGGUAGUGCGGCCGGAGCUCUUCACAAACUUCACGCCGGAGUUCCAAACUUCAUAUGCGAGCUUCUGCGAGAGGACCAAGGCGCUGGGAAUGGUGAUACCUUGGGGAACACAGCUGCAAAUCCUACAGCACCCGGCUCUUGGAGGAUUCCUCACACACUGCGGCUGGAACUCCAUCAUUGAGAGCAUUGCCAAUGGCGUUCCUAUGAUUGCUUGGCCGUGGGGAGCGGAGCAGAACACCAACGCCAAGCUCAUAACAGUCGACUGGAAAGUUGCCUCCAAACUUCCAACCAGGGGUUACUUCGAGCUCGUCCCGAAGUCCGAGAUUGCCAAGGCCAUCAAAGCCGUGACGGACGACGGGCAGGAGCGGGCUGUCCUCCAAGAAAACGUACAGCGUCUGAAGAAGCUGGCCAGGAAAGCCAUUCUCGACGGAGGGCAGUCUUUGUUGAAUCUGGAGAAGUUCCUUGACCAGAUCGGUCAAUGGGCUUCUUGAAAGCUGUUCUCGAUACGUUCUUCGCUGACCAGCGAAUAAUAGCUUGUUGCAUUCA